ACUUGUUAUUUAUUUGAUGACUGUUGUAAUUUCAUUAUCAUGUAUUGUGUGAAAUUUUGUUUUUAAUUAUUUUAUAAGUUAUUUAAUUAAAUAUUGUAUAUUUAAUAUAUAUUUUUAUCUAAAUAAAAAAAUAUGUCAAAAAUUGUAGUUGUUGGUUCUUGUGGUACUGAUUUAUUUUUCUACACUUCAAAACUGCCUACUCCUGGACAAACUAUACAUGGUAAACAAUUCUCAGUAGAUUUUGGUGGUAAAGGAGCCAAUCAAUGUGUUGCUGCUCAAAAAUUGGGAGCUGAUACUGUAUUUAUUGGCUGUGUAGGAACUGAUAUUUUUGGUAAUGAUAUAAUAGACAAUUUUAAAAACAUUGGUGUUGAUACUACUUAUAUUAUAAAAAAAGCAAACGUAGACACGGGAGUAGCUCAAAUUAAUGUUACUGAUGAUGGUGAAAAUUAUAUCAUUAUAGUGGCUGGAGCUAAUGGAACUUUGCUACCAGCUGACAUAGAUAAAGCUGAAACAUUAUUUCAUAGUGAAAUUGGUGUUGUAAUAUUUCAGUUUGAAACUCCAUUAGAAACAACAGAAUAUUUGCUAAACAAAUUAUCUAAAAUUAAUAAUAGAUGCUGUAAAAUUGUAAAUGGUGCUCCAGCGUAUUCAAAUUUGCAUAACAAAAUAUUUCAACUAGCUGAUAUAUUUUGUGUUAAUGAAUCUGAAGCAGAAAUAUAUACAAAUGAAAUAAUAAAAAUUAAUAGUAUUGAGACAGCUAAUCAAGCUUUAUUUUUACUUUUGAAACAAGGAUGUAAUACUGUUAUCAUAACAUUAGGAUCAUUAGGUGCUGUUUUUGCUUCAAAAAAUAACUCUGAACCUCAAUGGGUCCAUUCACCAAAAGUUACUAACCCUAUUGAUACUACUGGUGCUGGAGAUGCCUUUAUAGGAGCUUUAGCAUAUUUUAUUGUCCAUAAGCCAAAUUUAGAUUUGUAUGAAAAAAUUAAGAGAGCAUGUACAAUAGCUUCUAUUACAGUGCAACAAAAAGGUACCCAAAAAAGUUUUCCCAAUAGAAAUACUUUACCAAAAUAUUUGUUUGAUUAAAUUAAAAUUUUUCAUUCUAUUAUAAUAUUCAAAUUUGUGUAACUUAAUACUUAUAAUAAUUCUUUAUAAAUUAGCUUAUUUAAAAUGUUACGGUAGUAUACCAUGUAAAAUAUUUUUAUUGUUACAUUUUUAAUUCAAUAAUUUUGAUGAUAUAUAUGUUAUUAAUAUAGAAUAAAUGUAAAAAAAAUUUAUUUUA
This is a messenger RNA of Daktulosphaira vitifoliae (grape phylloxera), 1276 nucleotides long. RefSeq names its product ribokinase-like. Lineage: Eukaryota; Metazoa; Arthropoda; Insecta; Hemiptera; Phylloxeridae. The transcript has 6 exons. Gene Ontology annotation, molecular function: ribokinase activity. The record is from RefSeq and is a predicted model, not a curated record. Bases 133 to 1080 code for a protein of 315 amino acids. Gene Ontology annotation, biological process: D-ribose metabolic process.